GUGAACGCUAUAAUCGGAAGCGGUGUGAAGAACUCGUCUGCGUUUCUUAAAGCAGCUACAACGACUUUGUUGCAUACGAUUAGUGAUUCUGAGAAGUCUUCUUAUGUUGCUCAUAUCAAUAAUUAUCUCUCUGGUGAUGAGUUUUUAAACAAGUACCUUCCCAUUAACCCGUCUUCGAAUGAUCUAUUUGAAGUUGCAAAAGAUGGUGUUUUGCUUUGUAAACUUAUUAAUGUGGCGGUACCUGGAACAAUCGAUGAACGAGCGAUUAAUACUAAGAGUAUGCUUAAUCCAUGGGAGAGAAACGAGAAUCAUACGCUUUGUUUAAACUCUGCAAAGGCUAUUGGGUGUACUGUGGUUAAUAUAGGAACUCAAGAUAUCAUUGAAGGAAGGCGUCAUCUUGUGCUUGGAGUGAUUUCUCAAAUCAUUAAGAUACAAUUGCUCGCAGACCUUAACUUGAAGAAAACCCCCCAGCUGGUGGAGUUGGUCGGUGAUAGCAAGGAUGUGGAAGAGCUGAUGAGUUUACCACCUGAGAAGAUCUUAUUGAGAUGGAUGAAUUUUCAGUUAAGAAAAACUGAAUACAAGAAAACUGUCACAAACUUCUCCUCGGAUGUAAAGGAUGCGGAAGCUUACACUAAUCUAUUAAAUGUCCUGGCACCAGAGCACAAGAAUGCAUCACAUUUUGCAGUUAAAAGCUCAUUUGAGAGAGCAAAGCUUGUUCUCGAACACGCAGACAGAAUGGGAUGCAGGAGAUACUUGACAGCGAAGGAUAUUGUUGAGGGUUCCCCAAAUCUUAAUCUUGCUUUUGUGGCACAUAUAUUCCAGCACAGGAACGGCCUUUCAACACAAACGAAACAGAUAUCUUUUCUGGAAAAUCUAGCUGAUGACAUCCAAAUUUCAAGAGAAGAAAAAGCAUUCCGUUUUUGGAUUAACAGCUUUGAUAGUUUGCUAUACAUAAACAACGUGUUUGAGGAUCUUAGAGAUGGGUGGAUUCUAUUGCAGACACUAGACAAGGUGUCUCCAGGCAUUGUUAAUUGGAAAGUAGCUAGCAAACCACCCAUUAAAUUGCCAUUCAAGAAAGUAGAAAACUGUAAUCAGGUUGUGAAACUAGGGAAGCAGCUCAAGUUCUCUCUGGUUAACAUUGCCGGAAAUGACAUUGUUCAAGGAAACAAGAAGCUCAUACUAGCAUACUUAUGGCAAUUGAUGAGAUACAACAUCCUGCAACUUCUUAAGAACUUGAGAUUCCAUUCCAAUGGCAAAGAAAUAGCAGACGUUGAUAUAUUGGAAUGGGCAAAUGCUAAAGUGAGAAACAAUGGAUGCAAAACACGUAUGUACAGCUUCAGGGAAAAGAGCUUAUCCGAUGGGAUAUUUUUCUUGGAGCUGCUGAGUUCGGUGCAGCCAAGAUCCGUAAACUGGAGUCUUGUUACAAACGGAGUAACGNAUUGA
Messenger RNA from Camelina sativa (false flax), 1443 nucleotides. NCBI's taxonomy places the organism in Eukaryota, Viridiplantae, Streptophyta, Magnoliopsida, Brassicales, Brassicaceae. The record is from RefSeq and is a predicted model, not a curated record.